AUGACGAGUGCGCGCGCGAGUGUGAUUGCUGUGCCGCCCCGCGUUGUGGUUGUUUUCUCUUCUCCUUCUCCGGAUACGUCUACCACUGCGGAGGCGUCUACCACUGUGACAGCGACACCGACAUCGCUAGUCCGAACUCCCUCCGCAGCAGCGCGCACGCCGUCCGUCGAAGCGCUCGAAAAGAGGCUGUUGAGCGCCGGGAACGAUGCGGGUGUAGGGAGCGCGUUGGUUGCGAAUGUUACGGGGCCUCCUUCGUCUGCCGGUGUAGGUCCUGGUUCUCGUGUUGGUAUUGGUGCUGGUGUGGGUGUGGGUGAUGAGAGUGAGAAGAACACCGCGUCGUCGUCGUUGUCGCCGGGUAUCAAGGUCCCGUUGCCGUCGACUAUUAUAUCCGGGCCGUCAGACUCCGGUGCACGCGCUGCCACUGUCGACUCGUCGGGCGCUAAUCCAUCCCUAUCCCCAUCUCAAACCCAAAACCAAAACCAAGACCCGAACUCACUCACAGUCCCAACUGACACGACCACACCCUCGCGCAGCUCGUCGUUGCGCUCGCGGUUGAGUGUGAAGAUUGGGAAGGCGAGGAUGGGGUUGAAUGCGGGGUUGAAUACGGUUACUAGUGUUACGGCGACGGUGGUGAGGCCGGCUGGGUUGGUGCGUGAGCAGACGAAGGUCGGAAUGGGGAUGGGGAUGGUUGUGCUUGGACGUAAGGGGAACGCUAAGGGGAAGGGGAAGGGGAAAGAGGUGGAUGGGGGUGAGAGUGAAGUUGAAGUCGAAGUCGAAGGUGCAGAGAAGCGGGAGACGGUGAAGGUGAAGGUGAAGGAGACGGAGAGAGUGAAGGAGAUGGAGAGGGAGAGAGUGGGUAGAAGGGACAGUUUGAAAGCUGGUGUGUUGGUUGGGAGCGCGUUGAGGCGCGUGCAGGCUGUCGGUGGAGGAGGCGGUGUGGGAAAGAAGGAGGCGGCGGUGCUAGAGACGAGAGACGAGACUGUUCAUGCCAUUCUAUUAUUUCAAGUUCUAUGA
Messenger RNA from Psilocybe cubensis, 1014 nucleotides. RefSeq lists its product as uncharacterized. The transcript has 2 exons. The coding region runs from base 1 to 1014 and encodes 337 amino acids. The record is from RefSeq and is a predicted model, not a curated record. NCBI's taxonomy places the organism in Eukaryota, Fungi, Basidiomycota, Agaricomycetes, Agaricales, Agrocybaceae.